Messenger RNA from Triticum dicoccoides, 516 nucleotides. Its product is annotated as zinc finger protein KNUCKLES-like. Bases 1 to 516 code for a protein of 171 amino acids. Gene Ontology annotation, molecular function: DNA-binding transcription factor activity. The transcript has a single exon. NCBI's taxonomy places the organism in Eukaryota, Viridiplantae, Streptophyta, Magnoliopsida, Poales, Poaceae. The record is from RefSeq and is a predicted model, not a curated record.
AUGGAGAAGGCCACGCCGCCGUGGUUCCAUGUGCUGGCGGCGGCAGCCGACGUGCCGCUAUCGUUGGCGCUGGAGCUGGGCGACCAAAACCGGGACGAGGCGUUACCCACGGCAGACGUGAACGGCAAGACAGUGCGGCUGUUCGAGUGCCUCUUCUGCAACAAGACGUUCCUCAAGCCGCAGGCGCUCGGCGGCCAUCAGAACGCGCACCGCAGUGAACGCGCCGCCGGCUCCAGAAACCCCUACCACGACGGCCCAAUCGGAGGCGCCGCGUCCACGGGGCGGCGGUGGGACUCUGGCACCGGCCGGUCUAUGCAUUGCACGUCCAUCGCUUCGCACGGCGGUGCCACGGCGGCGCCCCACAGGCCCGUCGUUCUACGCUUGCCCGAGAACGCGCUUCACCUCCACUGGUUCCCCAGCCGCGACGGCGAGGUGGGCACUCUCAGCUUGUCAAGGGCCUCCGUCCCAAGCGGCGCUGGCAAGCCGCUGGACCUCGACCUCGAACUACGCCUCUAG